UUUUAUUUGGUUGGUACAAGAUAAAAGAACGUUUAUAUUGACAGAUAAAAAUGUGAGGUUAUAAAGAACUAUUUUUUGGGUCAAAAUGAUUUUCGAAACAGCAUGUUUGAUUGGUGUGGCCAUGUUGUGGGGCGGGACUAACCCACUGUUGAAGAAAAAUUCAAAAGAUAUAACGAAAAUCAAGGAAAAUUCUAAAGUUAAACAGUUUUUGUUAGAAGUUAAAUAUCUAGCAACUAACACCAAGUAUUUGGUACCAAUGGCCCUAAAUCAAACUGGAUCUGUUGUUUAUUUUCUUACACUACAAAAUGCCGAUUUGUCGUUGUCUGUCCCAGUGGCAAAUUCCCUCACUUUUGUUUUUACUGCUGUUUCAGGUUGGAUUUUAGGAGAACAAUUACCUAAAAAGAACACUAUGUUAGGAGUAAUUUUGGUGUUACUAGGAACGACCUUGUGUUGUUAUGACAAUUAUCUACGGAGUUUUCAAGAUAAAAUAAUUAAUUAGUGGUUGUAAAAUAGGAAAAUUCCAAAGUCCUGUGAUAUUAAAUAAAUAAAUAUUAUUAUUAUUAGUA
This is a messenger RNA of Zophobas morio, 566 nucleotides long. RefSeq names its product transmembrane protein 234 homolog. NCBI's taxonomy places the organism in Eukaryota, Metazoa, Arthropoda, Insecta, Coleoptera, Tenebrionidae. The transcript has 4 exons. The record is from RefSeq and is a predicted model, not a curated record. Bases 86 to 499 code for a protein of 137 amino acids.